This is a messenger RNA of Doryrhamphus excisus (bluestripe pipefish), 1791 nucleotides long. RefSeq lists its product as uncharacterized. The record is from RefSeq and is a predicted model, not a curated record. Lineage: Eukaryota; Metazoa; Chordata; Actinopteri; Syngnathiformes; Syngnathidae. Gene Ontology annotation, molecular function: RNA binding. Gene Ontology annotation, cellular component: cytoplasmic stress granule; nucleoplasm.
GGGCUACUUCCUGUUCCACCCACAUUGCGGUGUCGUUUCCUGGUGGUGGAAGCAGGACUCAAUCCAGCCAGCCGACGUUAUCCAAACGCUGUAAACAAAAGUUAACUUAACGGUGCGGACUCAACGACACUUUCAGCGAAAAGACAUGCAUAUCAAGACAGGUACAUGGGAAGCUAGCAACACUGUGUGUGACUCCGAUUCCCUGUGUGACCCAGCAGUUCUUGUUUCAACCACCAACUCGGAGCCGCACAUUCGAAACAGACGUCUGUCUCCCGGCUCUGGUAACUGCGGUGGCGGCGGGGGUGGAGGCUGCAUCUCUGGAGGGGAGCAACAGUCCCGGCAGCUUUCACCUGAAGCGGACCUGAUCGGACCGGGCCACACAAACACCUCCAGUUUCCGUCGGGAAAAGGAACGCAAGGGCCAGCAGCACAAAGGUCGAAGUCUUCGCAGGGAAAGCCAGAAGGGCCUCAGCGGGCCUCCGAAGGCGAACCAGAAAGAGAGGUGGGUGGGGGACAGUCUGUCACUGCUCAAGCCCCCGCCUGCCUUCCCGGUGCAGGACAGUCCCGCCAAACUGCAGCCAGCUGUCAGCUACGCCUCCAAAGUGAAGGCAAAAACGCCAAGCGGCAUUCUGGAGGAGGACCGUCCCGCCAUCGGUGUUCUGCUACAGAACCAAUGGGGUCUCAGUUUCAUCAGCGAGACGAGACCCGUGUCAGAGGCCUCCAACCAUCCUGCCACCGACUGCCCCCCACAUCAACCCACAGACACUCAAGCGCCAAUAGACCCACCUGUUACGGGGCAGCCCCCCGAAGAAACUCGCAGUCCUUUCGCUACCUCCACCACCCCACCUUCACAACCUGACAUAGAUGUGAACAACGGGGAGCUGCUGCUUAGUUGUCGCCACCUCAUGGAGGCUUUAAACUUUCACAAUAGAGAAUGGAAUGCAAUCUGCAACAAACAGAAAAAAGAUCCAAAAAGGGUUGUGUGGUACAAGGACUUCCAGGAGCACCCAGCAUAGCGGCGUGAGGAAAUCCAAAGCGUAUAUAACCCCCGCCCACACAGACACACACAUCUUCAUGCACAUUAAGACAAAUAACUACGGACAAUUCUUUGAGUCCCCUUUCACACACUGCACUCAGGAUGAUGUCUUCAUGCAAAGCCACACUGAGACACUUUGGACUAACUCCUUCGAGAUCUUACAGCUUUUUUUUUUAAUCGCCUUAUAUUAACAAGUCUGCCUUAAGUAAUCAGACCAUUGUUCCAUCACCUAAUAAAUUUUAGCUUGUAUGUGUAGAGCGGGGUUUUUUUUAAUAUAUAAAUCUUUGAGCUGUACAUGAUUUUGUCACCCCCCCUUUUUUUUUUUUUUUUAAACUGUCCCGUGUAAAGCGAGUGGUCAAUCAAGCACUUUCUUAAAAGAUAUCUGUUAUGACCAAUCCCUGUGUGAGAGUCACUUUUCACCCCCUCCUAACUCCAUUCAAGGUGUCUACCUGCUAGUUCUACUGUUAAUGUCUUUGGUUUACAGAGGGGUGUGUUCAAAAGCACAGUAGAAUUCACCCUUUAAUUCUGUCAGAUCUUAAUGCUGUUUUCCCCCCGUUUUUCCUUUUUUAUUUGGUUUCUAAUCAGGUGAAUGUUGCUCAUAAAUCCAUAAGGGAGCUCAGUGUUCAAUAUUUUUUGUUUUUUUUGGGGGGGGGAAGAAAAAAAUUUAAUUACACUGGAGGAGGAAUGUAAGUGAACAGUAUUGCUUAAUAAAAUGAAUAAACAUGACAUGAUUUGUUUAUUGGGAAUUGAACUUUA